This is a messenger RNA of Abrus precatorius (Indian licorice), 877 nucleotides long. RefSeq names its product protein PHLOEM PROTEIN 2-LIKE A9-like. The transcript has 3 exons. NCBI's taxonomy places the organism in Eukaryota, Viridiplantae, Streptophyta, Magnoliopsida, Fabales, Fabaceae. The record is from RefSeq and is a predicted model, not a curated record. The coding region runs from base 121 to 615 and encodes 164 amino acids.
AUUCAUAUUUUCUUCGUUGAGAGAAACAUAUACAAAAGAAAGUGAUUAAAGAAAAGAAAACUGAAGGAAAAAAACUAAAGCAGCAGAGGAAGAUUUAAACAUCUUUGCAGAUUUUUGAGAAUGCCUUUCAAGAAGCCUCAUCACACCUCAGAUCCUAAUUACAUAGUGCAGGUUGAUGACCGCGGGUACAUUAUACAACCUAGAGGACUGAACAUAGUGUGGGGAAAUGAUUCUCGAUACUGGAGAAUACCAGACCAAGGUGCUGCGGAGCUGAUCCAAGUUUCAUGGUUGGAGGUAUCUGGUAAAGUAGCUAUAUCGAAGGAAGGGAAUUACAGUAUUAAAUUUUCUGUGAAUGUUAAAGCGGAUGGGUUCGGUUGGGAUGGGACGGAAGUGCUAGUGAUGGCUAAAGUCGGGAAAACGGGAAGAUAUACAUAUCAGGUGGCCAAGCUAACUCCUGGUAGGCGACUAACCAUUCCAAUCCAACAACUUAAAAUUCCCGUGAGCGCCUCAGACGCAGCGCCAAAGGACCUUUAUUUUGGAUUAUAUGAAGUGUGGAGCGGAAAAUGGAAGGGAGGCCUUGAAAUUGAGAGCGCAGAGGUCUUACGUGAGUCGUGAGUGAGAAUUUGACUAUUCUGGAAUUAUGGUUUGGUUUGUGUUUAUAUGUAUGUGCUGAGACAAUUGCAAGUGUCAUUAGAAUAACGGUAUGCUCUGCCCAUGCCGAGGGAUUGGAAAAGGGGAAAAGUUUAGAAAUAAAAUGUUCACCGUAUUUGCAUAAACUAUUUAUAUUCGUAUGCAUGGCCUAGCCCAAGUUUAUUAGCUUACCAUGAUCAAUUUUAUUCGUAGUAACUUUGGACGACUAAUAGACCUUCACGGUUUU